Nanorana parkeri is the source of this 4448-nucleotide messenger RNA. RefSeq names its product cingulin like 1 (gene CGNL1). The record is from RefSeq and is a predicted model, not a curated record. Gene Ontology annotation, cellular component: myosin complex. Lineage: Eukaryota; Metazoa; Chordata; Amphibia; Anura; Dicroglossidae. The transcript is spliced from 19 exons. The coding region runs from base 70 to 3918 and encodes 1282 amino acids.
GGGAUGAUAUGGUAAUAAGUUCACAGCGAAGGGGCAGACUAGGAAAGCAGCUGGAGUCAGUAGACUACAAUGGAUCCACGGUAUGAUGGACUAAAAUACAAGCAAGACUCUGGUGUUCUCUUACAGUGCAAUGAAGAAAAUAAACGAAGAACAAGAAAUAAUAUAAAGGAAGGUUCUUAUGGUGUUAGUAUCAGGGUCCAAGGAAUAGAUGGACAUCCAUUCAUUGUGUUAAAUAAUAAAGAAGGCUAUUCAUCACGUAAUAUUCCCCCACCUGAAACAGAACAUCUAUCACAAGACAGAUCAUUACCGAAUUUAAAGAACAGUCAAAAUUCUCUAAGGACAGAUGACAAGGAUUUUCCAGAAAAUCCAUACAAGUCAUACAAAUCCUCAAAUAAAAGUAAUUAUCUCCGCUCUGGGACUGUCGCCUCUGAAUGUGAAGAUGAAUCUCUAAAAACAAGCCUGUUGAAUUUUCAAAGACAUCCUGAGCUUUUGAAACCCUAUGAUCCAAAUGAAAACUCCUUGAACAAAAACAAUUACAAGUCAUCUAAAAAUAACUCUGGUGUGUCAACUAUAGAAGAACAAAGUAAGAAGGAUUCCAAGCGUUAUAUGUCUUUACCUAAAGAAGCUACAUUUAAAAAUGUGCGCAGUAAGUCGACUGAUACAGUCGAAUUAAAUGGUAAGGAAGCAUCUUCCAAGAAAGAAGACCAAAUCAAGUCACCAACAGACACAAGUAUUCUGAGUAGUACUAGUGAUAAUAAUACUUCAGAGUCUUUCUCUUCCAGUAAUGGAUCUCCAUGUAGUACCAACUCAACCAUUACUGCUGAGUCUAGGAGAACACGGCCUGAUGUUCUUCAGUUUAAAAGACAGGAUUCAGGCCAGCCUCUUGAAGGACCUCGUUCACGUAGAUCAUCCUGUUCUUCAGCAACUGCAACAUCAUCUCAGUCUUUACAAAAGUUUUGGCUUGAAGAGCAAGAGGAUGCUCUUUAUGCUGAUAAUGUGAACCGGCAUGAAAAUCGGAGGUAUAUUCCUUUUGUACCUGGGACAGGUCGCGAUAUUGAUACUGGAUGUAUUCCUGGAGUGGAUGAGUUGAUUGAAAAGUUUGAUGCGACUAUCCCUGUGCAAAGAAGAGGCAGGUCUGCCAAACGGAAUAGGAUCAAUCCAGAGGAAAGGAAGCGAGCUAGAAGUGUUGACAGUGCUCUACCAUUUGGUUUACAAGGCAAUACAGAUUACCUAAAUGAGUUCAGUAGAAAUUUAGGCAAGUCAAAUGAACACUUAUUACGGCCAUCUCAGAUCUGCCAGCAGAAACCACAUAUGCAGAACUAUAAACUUCCCUUUAAAAGGCAAAAUACAACUGGGAGCCUUAUCAGCCAAGCCUCACCCCCAGACAAUGCCCACCAGCAAAGCUAUAGUUAUUUGCCAUACUGCAAAGAAACCAAGAAUAGCAUGUUAACUCCAUUCAGUGAGACUGACUCGGCCACAUUACCAAGGCAAAACAAGAGAAAUGGAGAUGUUAAAACCAUGAAGUCCUCUUUGAAGCUGUUACAUUACAACACUGGCCCAUCAGAAGAGGCAAAAAGAAGUGUUUCUGCAAAGACACACAGUUCAGGUCAAGGUGCACAGGUGACUCCAGACCUUUUGAAGGGCCAGCAACAACUAGCACAGCAAACCCAUGAAGAAAAUGCAAAACAGAUACUUUUUAAUUAUUUGAAAGAAGGGAGUCAGGAUAAUGAUGAUGCAACCAAAAGAAAAGUCAACUUGGUCUUUGAAAAGAUUCAAACUUUAAAAUCCCGUGCAUCCAGCAAUGUGCAGAGUCCAGAUCCAGCAGCAGAAAUCAAAGUUUUGACCGACCAGAAAGGUGAACUUGAAAAAAAGCUUGUUGUCCUCCAGAAACAGCUUAAUGAGCAAACAAAGAGUCAAGAAAGCAACAAAGAACAGAAUAAUAAAACAAAGGCAAGCAUGAAAGACAUCCAGGAACAACUUGAACGUAGCAUGGAAGAAAACUUGGUUCUUCGUGGGAAACUGGGGGAGAGUGAGAAAGAAUUAAGAAAACAUCUAGAAGACUUAUUUGAGUUGAAGAUGGAGCAGGAGCAAUAUCAGACUGAAAUCCGAGACCUGCAGGAACAGCUGUCAGAAAUGCAUGAUGAAUUAGAUGAUGCAAAGCACUCUGUUGAUGAUGAUGGAGAGAAGGAGGCAUUGAUAGAGGACCUCAUGCACAUGAAACAAGCAGUCCAAGAGUUGCUAAUUGCAAAAGAAGAACAAGAAGAUCUAUUAAGGAAGCGAGAACGAGAACUCACUGCUUUAAAGGGAGCACUGAAAGAAGAGGUGUCAACUCAUGAUCAGGAAAUUGAUAAACUGAAAGAGCAGUAUGAAAAAGAACUAAGGAAGAUGCGUGAGAGUCUUCAAGAGACAAUGGAGAAUGUGAAUAAUAUCGCUACUCAGAAGAAUGAAGCAAAUGAGAUAAAGAACGCAUGUGAAAGUAGAGUAAAAAGUUUAUUGCGAGAAAAUGAAGAACUGAGACAAAGGAUACAGCAGCUGGAGGCCAAAAUAACUGAGCUUCAUCAGAAAAUCAAUGAGCUGAAUGAAGAUAAUGAUAGAACAAAAGAGAGACUGCGGAGAACUGAGAAAGAAAAGCAGCAGCUGAGUGAAUUGCUAGAAGAUGCAAAGGAACAAGAAAAAGAAGCACUACAGUUUUCUAGAGGGUUAGAAAACCAACUUGAAGACACAAAGAGAAACCUCAGUAGAAUCACUCAUGAGCAUCACCAGUUGAAUGAGCGAUUGAAAGAGGAAUCUAAUCAGAAGGAACAGUUAAGGAACUUGAAGAAUGAAAUGGAAAAUGAACGCUGGCAACUGGACAAGACCAUUGAGAAAUUGCAUAAAGAGAUUUCACAGCAUGUUGAGUUUUCCCGAACAUCCACUGUGGAGGUUCAAAAGCAGUUUGAUGACUAUAAAGAGAAGAACCGGAAGGAAGGCUCUGAAAUGCAACGACAGAUUAAAGAUAAGUCGCUGGAAUUAGAAAGAUGCUAUCAGACAAUCAAGAAGCUGCAAGAUGAGAUUCGUCACUUGGAAGAAAAUUUGCAAGACCACCAGAGCGCCCACGAUGAAUCACUGACUAAGCAUCAUCUUCUGCAACAGACAAUUAAAGAUCUACAGUAUGAGCUGGAUGCCAAAAACCAUUUGAAGGAUGAUCGUACUAGACAAAUAAAGUCAAUGGAGGACAAGAUAUUUCAGCUGGAAAUAGAGCUUGACGAAGAAAAAAACAACUCUGAUCUCCUGCUGGAAAGGAUAACCAGAUGCAGGGAACAGAUUGAACAAAUGAGGGGAGAACUGCUUCAAGAACGUGCUGCAAAGCAAGAUUUGGAGUGUGAUAAAAUGUCCUUGGAAAGACAGAACAAAGAUCUGAAGAGCAGAAUAGCUCAUCUUGAAACUUCACAUCGAUCCAAUAAAGAAGGGCUUGUUGCUCAGAUGGAAACAAGAAUAGUGGAGCUGGAAGAACGCCUGGAAAAUGAAGAAAGGGAUCGGGCAAGCCUCCAACUCAGCAACCGCAGGCUGGAGAGGAAGGUGAAGGAGUUAAUGAUGCAGGUGGAUGACGAGCAUCUCACUUUAACCGAUCAGAAAGAUCAGCUAAGCCUACGACUGAAAUCAAUGAAGAGACAAGUAGAAGAAGCUGAAGAAGAAAUUGAUAGGCUGGAAAGUUCUAAAAAGAAACUGCAAAGAGAUCUCGAGGAACAAGUUGACCUCAAUGAGCAAUUGCAAGGACAGUUAAAUGGUGCAAAGAAGGAGCUCAGUAGACGCAGGAACUCCCCAAGCAAGAUGUUGAAUGAUCUUGAUGACGAUGAUGACCUAAGCACCGAUGGAGAGAGCCUUUAUGAAGCACCUUCUUUAUACAAAUAUUCCAGGGAUGAUGGCCUCACCACCUAAACUGGAUCUGUUAUUUGGACUGUAAAAGAUGAAUGAACCAUAGAACACCAUGCACUGUACAUUCCAUGGAAUAAAACACAGGAAAGCGACAAUUGGGGCAGCAUGCCACCCAGCAUUUAGUAUUCUUUUACAUGCAAAGCAAAGUAAACUGAUUUGUACAGAACAAUGUCUUAAGAAUGUUAUGCUUUGUAAAUAUUAUAAUCCAUAUAUAAUUUGUUAUAGAGUAUUUCAUAGUAUAUUCAAGUAUAUAAUAAACUGUUACAGUUAAUCUAGCUUUUAUGACCAAUCCCAGUGCAGUUGCUGCAAGCCUACUUGUUAGCGAAGACUUCAGACAUCCAAAUAAGUAACUACUUUGCUGAAUGUCAUUACUUUUAUUGACACAGCUAACAGUCUGGUGUAAAUAAUUGUUUAUUUGUAUUGAUUCUUAGAUUGCUUUGUUGUAAAAUCCAAAUCCAAUCUUUUACAACAUGCUUCUCUUGCUAUCGUGAAAUGAAAUAUUUUUUUAAUAAUGUUAUUACAUCUAUUAAAGA